AUUUCUAUUUUCUAUUCAUGAAUAAGAUGAUACCCACAAAGCAAAGCUAACUCGGCUUUAAAUCCACUCUAUCUCUUGAAGCAUUCAAUUAUUCAAAUAAUUGGAGUACAAUGCAUACAACGAAAGGUACAACACCCAAAGCACUGCAAAUCAAAUUGCAGUCGGAAGCUACCCAUAGCAACAAUGGAGUUGGUGAAUCAUCGUUUAGGGUAUUGUACUAUGGGACUGCAUCAGCAGGAUCUGUGCCGUUCAUGUGGGAGUCGCAGCCAGGAACUCCAAAACACGCACUCACUGAAUCAUCUCUCCCUCCUCUCACACCUCCCCCUUCGUACAACCAAUUCACCCAAAAGUACAACUCAUCAAUGCAGAUGAUUAACCACUCUCCAAAGACUUCCAGUUUUCUUCGAGCCAUUUUUCUUUCUUCUUCCCGGAAAAGGAACAUGAAGGUGGCGCCUCCUUCUUCAUUUUCUACUUGCUCGGUUUCCUCUUCGUCCUGCUCCUCGUCACAGUCAACGCCGAUGAGGAAGACGGAUGGGUGGCGGAGGACGUCGGUGGUGAAGUUUGGAUUGGAGGAGGAUAUUGCGAGUGGUGCUGGUUCAGAUUCACCAACGUCGACGCUGUGCUUCGGCGGUGGGUUGAAGAAAGGUUAUAAGAUUAAGAAAGUUAAGAAAGCAAUGCUGUCUUUUGUACGUCAUGGUACCUCCUUAGCUAGGGGAAAGGAGCCGGCGCGGUAGCAGCAUGUCACACACACACUCUCUGGUUUCCGCAUUUACGAGCUUCACUGGGAUAUGUACUCUGAUAUUUUGAUUGGUUGUAUGAUUUGGCUUUUAGACAUGGUUCACGUUGUGUUA
Messenger RNA from Lactuca sativa (garden lettuce), 851 nucleotides. RefSeq lists its product as uncharacterized. Lineage: Eukaryota; Viridiplantae; Streptophyta; Magnoliopsida; Asterales; Asteraceae. The record is from RefSeq and is a predicted model, not a curated record.